This is a messenger RNA of Gasterosteus aculeatus aculeatus (three-spined stickleback), 1272 nucleotides long. RefSeq names its product amine sulfotransferase. Gene Ontology annotation, molecular function: sulfotransferase activity. NCBI's taxonomy places the organism in Eukaryota, Metazoa, Chordata, Actinopteri, Perciformes, Gasterosteidae. The record is from RefSeq and is a predicted model, not a curated record.
ACAGCAGACUAUCUCUAUCUCUAUCUCUCUGUCUCUCCGAGGGGGAGGAGGAAGGAGGUAGCAGGUGGAGUCGCUGGCACGCUUUUGGAGCAGUGGGCCCGAUAAAGCGGAGUUUGUGCGCGCGUGGUCGUGCAGAAGGAUCGUGCCAUCGCUGCUCGUGCGUCAGACUGAGGAGCCGCUACAGCAGAUCAUGGAUGUAAUUGAUGGCAAGAAUCCUGGCCUAGUGUCACACAAAGGCUUCCUGGUGAUCAAAGGCCUUCAUGAUCCAGAUGCGGUUGACAUGAUUCGUAACUUGGAGAUAAAAGAAUCUGAUGUGUUGGUCGUCACAUACCCCAAAUCAGGGACCAUCUGGAUGCAACAGAUCCUGCUGCUGCUUGAGGCGAAGGGAAAUCUGACAGCCAUCAGCAAGCACAUCACAUUCUCCAACGCUGAGUUGGUCCCUUGGAUCGAGGUGCAAACAGAGGCAUUUAUCAAGUCUCGGUCACCACGGAUGACAGUCAGCCAUCUGCCGUUCUCGUUAUUACCUUCCGCCCUGAGCCAGAAGAAAGGCAAGGUGAUCUACGUGGCAAGAAAUCCCAAAGAUGUCCUUGUAUCUUACUUCCACUUCCAUAAGGUUGGAAACAUGUUGGAAACGCCGACGGACUUUGACGACUUCUUUGAAAAAUUCAUGAGAGGAGAUGUAUUUGCUUCCAGCUGGUUUGAGCACAUCAAGGCGUGGUACCUGCACAAGGAUGAUAUAAACAUGCUGUUCCUCACUUACGAAGAGAUGGUUAAAGACCUGCAUUCCGCAGUGGAGAGGGUCGCCUUGUUCCUGGGGUCAGCGCUGACCGACGAGCAGCUGGCCGAUGUAGUUAAACACGCCACCUUCAACAACAUGAAGAAGAACCCACAGGCCAACUACGAGCGAGUACCAGGUCGCCUGCUCAGCCACCACCAGGGCACAUUCUUGAGGAAAGGCACCAUCGGCGACUGGAAGAAUCACUUCACUGUGGCCCAGAACGAGAGGUUUGACGACACCUUCCACAGAGAGAUGGCAGACAUUCCUCUGGAUUUUAUCUGGGACAUCAAAGACGUUGCGUGAUCGGUUGUUUGUCGCAUGACAACAGGAAGGAGAAGAUGGUUGCAGCUUCAUGAACACCAGGCUCUGCAGAAAAAAUAAAACCCCUCUUUUCCGUCAGCAUGCCUGUGCUUUCCUGCAGUUUCACAGUGUUUCAUUUUAGUUUUCUUUGAUUAUCUUUGCAAAGCAGCAUUAAAGACAGAAUGUGUAAUUGA